Olea europaea var. sylvestris is the source of this 774-nucleotide messenger RNA. RefSeq lists its product as uncharacterized. The transcript has a single exon. The coding region runs from base 1 to 774 and encodes 257 amino acids. The record is from RefSeq and is a predicted model, not a curated record. Lineage: Eukaryota; Viridiplantae; Streptophyta; Magnoliopsida; Lamiales; Oleaceae.
AUGACUGGAGCCCAAAGAAACUCAACCGCCGCUUCCGGUGCGCCUGAAAUCGCUCGGCCCAGCCCCACCGUUCCUCCCAAUUCCACUGCUCCUCCCUCGUUCGCAUUUGCAGAUAAUUAUCCCCAAAUUUCAGCCUCUUUUCUUGUGACUACAAAACUCAACGGACACAAUUAUCUCGAUGGCAGGGGCAAAAUCGGGCAUCUUACUGGCGAAACAACGAAACCUGCUGCCGACGACCCGAAUGUAAAAAGAUGGCAGUCUAAAAAUUCUCUAAUUAUUGGCUGGCUCAUCAAUUCAAUGGAACCCACCAUUGGAAAGCCUCAUCUGUUUCUUCCCACUACUAAGGACGUCUGGGAGGCGGUUUGGGACCUUUAUUUGGAUCUGGAAAAUUCUUCCCAAAUUUUUGAUUUAAAAACCCGACUUUGGAAGUCCAAACAGAACGAUCGCGAUGUUACUACCUACUACAACGAAUUGGUAACACUAUGGCAGGAACUUGAUCAAUGUUAUGAUGAUGUCUGGGAAAAUCCAAAUGAAGCUGCUCGUCACAUGAAGAGGGAGGAAAAUGACAGGGUCUACAUGUUCUUAGGUGGCCUUAAUCGGAAUCUGGACGAGGUUAUGGGCCGUAUCCUUGGUCGGAAACCACUGCCUCCUAUGCGUGAGGUGUUCUCUGAGGUUAGAUGCGAAGAAUCAAGGAGGAAAAUAAUGCUACACAAGACUGUAUCUGACCUUAAUCUGGAGCCUAAUAGUUCUGCCCUUGUGUCUAAAUGUAUUUAG